Molecule: messenger RNA, 993 nt
Organism: Acaulospora morrowiae
Lineage: Eukaryota; Fungi; Glomeromycota; Glomeromycetes; Diversisporales; Acaulosporaceae
Source: the annotation of a GenBank genome assembly
AUGACGGAAGAAUACGGAGCUAUGAAGGACAUAGACCAAGGAACCGCAAAUAACGAAGCUCAAGAGAUUACUUCGAAUGCUCUCAUCGAAAAAUUUUACUUUGUAAAACUAAGAAAAAAGUUUCGAAAAUGGGAGAAGCUUCAAUCAUUGUCCUAUGUAAAUUUAAUUAUUACCACUAUGGUGUGUUUAACUUCACUUAUAGUCGGCGUUUUUCUCCUGGUCUCUACGAAAAAUGUCGUAGAGUCAAAGGCCAGAAAUACACUUUCUGUUAUUUUUUCUGGAAUAGUGAGCACUUUUAGUCUGUCAGGAAGUCUAGCGUCUCUUAAAAACCUAAUUUUUAAAAGUAAAUUAGACACCAUGAAAAAAUUGUAUGCCGAAGAAAAUGAAUUGGAAGUUACUCGUCGCGGUGGUGAUUGGAAAUUGAAGAAUGAUAAAAAUUCUAAAGAAAUGGGAAAACUGGGACGUGAUAACGAAAUUUAUAGUCGAAAGCCAUUAUAUUUCAUGAGCAAACUGACUGAACAUAUGCGACGCAUGUUAAUAUUUCGGGUUCUAUGGGCCACUCUAUUUUCAAUUAUUCUUUGCGCGCUGGCUGGAAUUUCAAUUUACACCUUGCUUACCGACAGUGACGAAUUUAUAUUUUUACUUAUUGACAAAUUUCUAAUCAUCGUUUCUUCAGUAUUCCUCUCAAUUAUCCUAAGUGUUUUCUUUUUAAUUAAGGUUAUUGUACCACAAUUGGUGGCGGAGCUAGAUGACUUUCAAUUCCAUGACAAAAUCGAACUUUUAGAGUUGUUUAAGAAAAAAAAAUCCAUGACUUUUAAAGUUCUUUCGAUUUUGUUUGGGGUCCAAAUUUUAUCGUUGUAUUUUGUUAUUGGUUUGUUUUUGCCUGUAGGAUUAAAAAUUAGAAGAACCCAAAUGACUGAAAAGGAGAUGAAUGAAAUAAUGCAACUUCUUUCCGGAGUCUCUAAGGCUCCGGAGCCUAAAGAAGAAGUAUAA